Malania oleifera is the source of this 540-nucleotide messenger RNA. RefSeq lists its product as uncharacterized. The record is from RefSeq and is a predicted model, not a curated record. Bases 1 to 540 code for a protein of 179 amino acids. NCBI's taxonomy places the organism in Eukaryota, Viridiplantae, Streptophyta, Magnoliopsida, Santalales, Ximeniaceae. The transcript has a single exon.
AUGGAGGAAUUUAAUACUUGUUUGGACAACUGUGGUCUUAUGGAUUUAGUUGUUUCUAGCAGCAACAUGUCUUGGUGUAAUGGUCACAAUGGACAUUCUCGGAGUUGGGCAAAAUUGGAUAGGGUCCUCUAUAAUUUGACUUUUCUCCAAUCUUUGGCAAAUAUUUAUUUUGAGUAUGGAAAUAGGAGGACUUCAGAUCAUAAACCAUUGAUUAUUUGGUUUCAUAGAGAUUUGCAUAGGUAUGGUCCUUCUCCCUUCAGGUAUCAAAAUAUGUCGAGAACUCAUCUGUCUUUUAAGUCUUGUGUGGAGGAAGCUUGGAGGGAGGAAUUCCUUGGCACGAGUUUUGUUAGACUUGCCGAUAAAUUGAAGCAUACGAAAGUUACAAUCCGAAACUGGAACAAGCAGGUAUUUGGACAUGUGCAUCAGAACAUUAAAAAAAUGGAGGAAAGUAUGGAGGUUCUAGAGGCUCAGCUUCAGGAAGGGUAUUUGCUAGAAAUUGAGGAAAAUUUCUUCCUUUCUAAACUCGAGUUGGGAGCAUAG